UGAAUGGUUUAAGUCAUCGAGUACACCCAGAUAAUAAUGGACUAACCGCGGUGUUCAAUUAUGUGUUGUCUCAGUGUUUAGUGCAGCUUCGGGGAUUUUCCGCAGUAUGAACACAUCAGAGACAAUCUCGGAGUUCAUAAUCUUGGGCUUAUCGGGGUUCAAGGACAACAAAACGCUCCUGUUUGUUAUUUUUCUGUUGGCCUACACGGUCAUUCUGGGAGGGAACAUCAUGAUAAUAUACUUGGUACGGACGGACGCCAGGCUCAACUCGCCCAUGUAUUUCUUCCUGCACAACCUGUCAUUCGUGGACAUCAUCUAUACAUCGGUGACCAUCCCCAACAUGCUGUCUGGCUUAUUGACGGAGACCAAGUCCAUCUCGGUGCCAGGCUGCUUUCUGCAGAUGUACUGGUUCAUCUCGAUGGCGGUGACCGGUCGCAGCCUGCUCACCGUGAUGGCGUUCGACCGCUACGUGGCCAUCUGCAACCCACUGCGCUACACCGCCAUCAUGACGCGGAAGGUCCGCGUGCUCCUCAUCUGCGGGGCGUGGGGGUUCGGCAUGGCCUGCACGCUCCCCGCGGUCUCCAUGGCGAGCCGGCUGCCGUACUGCGGGCCCAACCGCGUGCGGCACUGCUUCUGCGACCCGUCCUCCGUCAUGCGGCUGACCUGCGGCGACGCGGCCGCCGCGAGCCGCGUGUCGCUGUCCUGCGCCGCGGUGGCUCUGCUCGUCACGCUGGCCCUCAUCCUGGCCUCCUACGCCUCCAUCGGCGCCUCCAUCUGCCGCAUGGGCUCCUGGGAGGUGCGGCGGAAGGCCUUGGGCACCUGCGCCUCCCACCUGACGGUGGCGUCGGUGUCCUACGGCUCGGCGGCCUUCGUGUACACGUCGUACCGCGUGGGCGGGUUCUCGGCCGACGUGCGCAUCGUGGUGGCCAUCCUGUACUCCGGCCUCACGCCGCUCCUCAACCCCGUCAUCUACAGCCUGAGGAACCGGGAGCUGAGGGACGCCGUGAGGAGGACCUUCUGCCCGCGCCGCGCCGUGUCUCCGCGGGGCGGGAAGGCCGUCGCCGCGUUGACCUGA
Molecule: messenger RNA, 1075 nt
Organism: Conger conger (European conger)
Lineage: Eukaryota; Metazoa; Chordata; Actinopteri; Anguilliformes; Congridae
Gene: or6at1
Product: odorant receptor, family 6, subfamily AT, member 1
Exons: 2
Coding region: 107-1075 (322 amino acids)
Biological process (GO): G protein-coupled receptor signaling pathway
Cellular component (GO): membrane
Molecular function (GO): G protein-coupled receptor activity; olfactory receptor activity
Source: RefSeq, a predicted model, not a curated record